Molecule: messenger RNA, 2444 nt
Organism: Chanos chanos (milkfish)
Lineage: Eukaryota; Metazoa; Chordata; Actinopteri; Gonorynchiformes; Chanidae
Gene: tpcn2
Product: two pore segment channel 2
Exons: 25
Coding region: 128-2425 (765 amino acids)
Biological process (GO): transmembrane transport; calcium-mediated signaling; monoatomic ion transport
Cellular component (GO): lysosomal membrane
Molecular function (GO): voltage-gated channel activity; intracellularly phosphatidylinositol-3,5-bisphosphate-gated monatomic cation channel activity; ligand-gated sodium channel activity
Source: RefSeq, a predicted model, not a curated record
AGUUGUCUGUAGGGUACAAUAAAUAUUUAGGGACUACCGUAGUUAUUUUCCUUGUCUCAGAGAAAUACAGGAAGCCAGGCGAAAGUACGAACUUGCCACUGCAGACUAUUUAGUUUUUACAGACUGGAUGGAGACGGAGCCACUACUAUCUGGGAGCACUGAUGAGAGCUCAAUCGAUUACGGAUCUCAGCAGAAAAAUGGUCACAAUCAAGAGACAUCGCCAGCGACAAGGCGACUGUCUUAUUCGGUGACUGAAAAUGCGUGCAGCAUUGAGGGAGAAGAUGAGGGCCUCUACAUCCAGCAAGCUGUUGUAUUCAUUGAAGAUGCCAUAAAGUAUAGAUCUAUCAACCACAGGGUUGAUGCCAAAUCAUUGCAUUUAUACAGAUGGUACUAUUCCAAUAUUUGCCAGUGGGGUCUGGGCAUCACUAUAGCUGUGAUCCUGGCUUUGGCCUUUAUGGAGAGGCCCUCCUCCCUCUCCCGCACCUCUGACCUACGCGUCAGAAUAGACCGCUGGGAACCACCCUGCGGCCUGACGGAGGCCAUAGAAAUGGUGUGUCUCUGCAUCUUCACUCUGGACAUCACAGUGAAGGGCUAUUUAAUUGGAUGGGAGGAGUUUCGUAGGAAUAAAUGGCUCAUUGGAUAUAUAUUGGUCAUAGCAGCAUCAGUCAUUGAUUGGACAUUGUCUAUUAGCAUGUUAUGUAAUGAGAGAUUUAGAGUCAGGAGACUCAUUCGGCCGUUUUUCCUUCUCCAAAACUCUUCACUUAUGAAGAAAACAUUAAAGUGCAUCAAGAGGACUCUCCCAGAAAUAGCAAGUGUCAUUCUGCUGCUGGCACUACACCUCUGCCUGUUCACCAUGUUUGGUAUGCUAAUCUUUGCCAAAUCUGAGGACCCAAAACGCAAUGGGGAGUGGGAGGCUUACUUCAGAGAUUUGCCUCGUUCCCUGACCUCUCUACUUGUGCUGCUCACAACUGCAAACAAUCCAGAUGUUAUGAUUCCGGCAUACUCUUUAAACCGUGGCUACUCCAUUUUUUUCAUCCUCUUCAGUGUAUUUGGAACUUAUUUUUUGAUGAAUUUACUCACUGCUAUCAUAUACAAUCAGUUCAGAGGAUAUCUGCUGAUGUCAGUCCAGACUUCCAUCCUGAGACGGCGUCUUGGUAUCCGGGCUGCGUUUGAAGUUCUUUGUUGCCAGGGGAGAGGUCACAACAAAAGCCAUGCUGAAGAGCAUGUUGAGCGUGUGGUUGUAGACAAAGUGCUUCAGGUUAUGAAGGGAGUGCAUUUGAAGUCCUACUACAAAGAUGCCAUUAUUAAGGCUGCUCAGCAGUGUACAGAUGGUUCCAUUAAUGGUGCGACCUUCCAGAGGUUAUUUGAUGAGCUGGACAAGGAUUACAUAAAAGAGCACCCACCAAAACCAGAGUACAACUCAGCAUUCUUGCAGAAGCUCCAGACCGUGUGCAGUCACUACUACUUCACUGUGGUCGGAAAUGUUGUCGCCCUGACCAAUGUUAUGUGCAUCUGCACCAUCUUGGUUCUGAAUUCAGACAAGUUUGUUUCCCAGCGGGAUGACUACUAUAUGGAGAUUAUCAACUGUGUUUUCAUUGUAUACUACCUGAUGGAGAUGUCUCUCAAGAUAUUUGCCUUUGGUUGGAAAGGCUACAUCUCCUACAGAAACAACAUCUUUGAUGGACUCCUCACUGUUCUUCUGCUGGUGCUUCAACUGGCCAUCGUCGGCACAUAUAGGAUUCCAUAUCAUACAUGGAAACCAGAGCAGCAGGGCCUUAUGUCUUUAUGGGAGAUGGUACGUCUGGUCAACAUGCUGAUCGUCUUCCGCUUCCUGAGAAUUAUCCCCGACAUCAAGUUGAUGGCUCUUGUGGCCAGCACACUGGUGGAUUUAGUGAAAAACCUUCGUGCUUUUGCUGGAAUCUUAGUGGUCAUUUACUAUGUGUAUGCUGUUCUGGGUAUCUGGCUCUUUGAGGGAGCUAUCACAGCUCCAGCAAACAUGAGUUUGGAGAACUCUACUGGCAAAUUCACUAUGGAGUGUGGCUCUUACGAACAGCUGGAUUACUGGCCAAAUAACUUUGAUGACUUUGCGUCUUCCCUGAUCCUGCUGUACAAUGUCAUGGUGGUAAAUAACUGGCAGGUCUUCUUGGAUGUUUUUACCAGAUUCACAAAUGAGUGGUCAAAGGUGUAUUUUGUCUGCUGGUGGUUGACUUCCUCUGUCAUGUGGGUCAACCUGUUUGUGGCUCUCAUUUUAGAGAAUUUCACCUACAAGUGGGACCGAAGUAACACGUUCACUGUGUCUGAUGUGGAGAGAACUGGUUAUCAGACAACGGUACAGCUGAUGUUCAGAGAGCACGUCCAAGAGCCAACGGAAGAAGAGCUUCUGACCAGACUCCAACAACACCCUCAUCUACACCUCAGCUUGUGACCCACUACCAUCCACACAC